AUGUCCCUGUUCGGCUCCGCAGCGGCGAGCGCCGCGGCGUCGACCACGGUGGGCGACUUGAAGCAGGACGUCGCGCUCGACAAUCCUCCGACCGACAGCAUCUCGGACCUCGUCUUUUCGCCGGCCGCCAACGGACCCGACUUCCUCGCAAUCUCCAGCUGGGACAACAAGGUCCGCAUCUACGAAAUCGCCCAGAAUGGGCAGAGCCAGGGUCGUCACGCGUUUGAGCACAGCCAGCCUGUUUUGGGGUGUGAUUUCUCAAAGGAUGGAACAAAAGUAGCCUCCGCCGGUGCAGACAAAAACGUCAAGGUCUGCGACCUGGCGUCCCAGCAAGACAUUGUCAUCGGAACACACGACCAGGCCGUACGCAGCGUGCGCUUCUUCGACAGCGGCAGCGGCACCAUGGUGGUGACGGGCUCGUGGGACAAGACGGUCAAGUACUGGGAUCUCCGCCAGCAAGGGCCUGCCGCCACCCUGGCAUGCCAGGAGCGUGUCUACACCAUGGAUGUGCAGCAGAACCUGCUCGUCGUCGGCACCGCCGACCGGUACAUCAACGUCGUCGACCUCAAAAACCCCACGAAGUUCUACAAGACACUGCAGAGCCCCCUUAAGUGGCAGACUAGAGUCGUCAGCUGUUUCCCUGACUCGACGGGCUUCGCGAUCGGUAGCAUCGAGGGCCGUUGCGCUAUUCAGUAUGUGGAGGAGAAGGACUCUUCAUCCAACUUUUCAUUCAAGUGCCACCGUGACCCGGCCGUCAACAACGUGGUCAACGUGCACGCCGUCAACGACAUUUCCUUCCACCCGGUCCACGGCACCUUUAGCACCGCGGGAUCGGACGGCACGUUCCACUUCUGGGACAAGGAUGCCAAGCACCGUCUCAAGGGCUACCCCAACGUGGGCGGCAGCAUCACGGCCACGACGUUCAACAAGACUGGAAGCAUCUUUGCCUACGCCAUUAGCUACGACUGGAGCAAGGGCUUCCAGCACAACACGCAAAACUACCCCAUCAAGGUCAUGCUCCAUCCCGUAAACAACGACGAGUGCAAGCCUAGGCCAUCAGCCAAGAAGAGGUAA
Messenger RNA from Trichoderma aggressivum f. europaeum, 1074 nucleotides. RefSeq lists its product as uncharacterized. Gene Ontology annotation, biological process: transcription-dependent tethering of RNA polymerase II gene DNA at nuclear periphery; RNA export from nucleus. Bases 1 to 1074 code for a protein of 357 amino acids. NCBI's taxonomy places the organism in Eukaryota, Fungi, Ascomycota, Sordariomycetes, Hypocreales, Hypocreaceae. Gene Ontology annotation, cellular component: nuclear pore. Gene Ontology annotation, molecular function: ubiquitin binding; RNA binding. The transcript is spliced from 3 exons. The record is from RefSeq and is a predicted model, not a curated record.